Messenger RNA from Diachasma alloeum, 12927 nucleotides. RefSeq names its product dynein heavy chain 2, axonemal (gene kl-2). Gene Ontology annotation, molecular function: ATP binding; dynein light intermediate chain binding; ATP hydrolysis activity. Gene Ontology annotation, cellular component: dynein complex. Gene Ontology annotation, biological process: microtubule-based movement. Bases 1 to 12927 code for a protein of 4308 amino acids. Lineage: Eukaryota; Metazoa; Arthropoda; Insecta; Hymenoptera; Braconidae. The transcript has 53 exons. The record is from RefSeq and is a predicted model, not a curated record.
AUGUACAGCCUGACUAUGCUGUACUUACCCCGAGAAGGUAUGGACAUGACAAUUGAAGAGGCAUGUGUGAGUAAGGACUUCAUACAACGUCUUGAAGGGAUCGUAGUCAAUUGGAUGAAACAAAUGAGACUGACCAUCAAUGAUUAUGAGCAAUUCAUGAGCCAAGAGCUGUUGUGCCUCACCGAUGAGUACGACUUUUGGAUUUAUCGGUAUGAAAAUCUCUGCGCGUUGAAUUAUCAACUGCAGAGUCCUGCUGUGGAUCGGAUUGUAAAUAUUUUAAGAACAUCCGAUUCAACUUACUUUCGACCGUUCACAAUGUUGCACAGAGAAAUCAACGCCGAUACCGAGGAAGCGAAAUCCAACAUAAUGUUUCUGGAAAUUCUCAGAGAUGCUUCAAACAGACUAAACAACUGUUACAAUCUCGAAGAAAUAUCAAAACAUAUAUUGACGAUACUCCACUUAUUCCAUUUUAUCUGGCUUAAUUCACCGUUUUACAAUACACAAGAGAGGAUGACCCACUUAUUCAUUCUUCUCAAUAAUCAGAUCAUACUUGUAUGUCAUCGAUUCAUUGAUCCUCGUAAAAUUCUCAUGACUGGAAAUACUCGAUGGGGCAUGAAAAUGCUGGAGCGAGCCACUGAUGUUUGCAGAUAUUAUAAGAAAAUUUAUUUCCAGUUUGUCAGCGCUUAUGAUUCAUCGACGUCACGUCCAUGGAAUCUCAACGUUGAGGACGUAUUCCGGGACAUAGACAGCUUUCUUGGGAGAUGCAGUGAUUUUUAUGAAAUUUGUCGCGCUUCAAUUGAUUUCGCAAGAUUAGAUGAAACAGUGAACAUCCCAGUGCCCCGUUUCGGUGGAACCCAAGGUCAGGAACACCAGAAAGUCUGCAUGAAAGUUGAGAAACUCUUCCGGGAGCAUCUGCACCUCGUGUACGACAGUUCCCGCAAGAUGUUCUCCGUUCAAGAGGUCACCUGGCAUGACGAUAUGUCUGAGUUCCGAGCCAAGACAAAAGACCUUGAUAUUAUGAUCGAGAAUCUGAUGAAUGUCACCUUCAAAAACAUCAACCAUGUCGGAGAAGCUCUGGCUUACCUUUAUGGAUUGCGCAUGUACAUGAAUCGGAACAGUUUAAUGGCGAAUUUCAGUGGAAUGAUCACAUCUAUUUGGCGGUCAUUCUCGAAACAAUCUCAAACAGUCAAGCAGGAACUACUCAGAGAAAGCUCAGAAUAUCCUUCGAGCUGUCCACAUUAUUCUGGCAGAGCAUUGAAUCUGCAUUUCAAGUCCAAACGACUCAAGGCUAUGAGGGCCCUUCUGGCAAAUGCCGAAUGGCUGGGUUAUUGUGCGAUUAGUGAUGAAGUGUACCAUCAGUGCGAUGUACUACUUGGCUCGAUCAAUGAUAUGAUCGUUGGAAUCCAUCACCAGUGGAUGGAUGACAUCGAUAGUAAUCCGCAGAGCCGACUGGACCAGUACUUGAUGCGACAGAGCAUCGAUAAGCUUGGCGUUCUGGAGCCCAAUCUUGAUCCCAAUGUACUGAAUUUAUGCUAUGAGGCAAGUAUUUGGCGUUACCUGGGUUUCCAGAUUCCCGUAUACGUUGAAAUAAUAAUCGACAAGUGGCCAACACUGCAGUUCGUUUCUGAGAGUGUUCUCAUGCUCAUCUCGGCGUACAACAAAAUAACCCGAGCCUUGUCUGAUGAAGAAAAAUUACUGUUCAAACCUCUGCUCAAAAUUCUGGACCGUGAGCUCAGACCAGGGUUGAGUAAACUCACGUGGAACUCCGAAUUUAUUGAUACGUACGUAAAAGGAUGCUGUACACAUGUGAAAACCUUACAGAAUUUCCUCGACGUCUACAAAAUCUCAAACAGAGCGAUACUCAAUCUCUGCGAGGACAUAUGUCUCAUGAAGGUUAUUGAUCUCAAACCAAAUUACAUCUACACCAUUCACGAAUUCGCCCACGAUCUUCAAACAAACAGGGACAAAGUUUUCCGGAUGAUCCAAUCUAAAUACCACGGGAUCACUCAAUACAUAUCGACGGUUUAUGAAGGAUUUCGAUCGGCAAUUGAUGAAGGUACUACAGCGUGGAAGAUUUAUCUCAUCAACUUAGAUAAACUGCUGGAAGAAGCCAUCAAAUUUUGCUUGAAGGAGUCAAUGAUUAGGAUGUACCACCUCCUGCACGGAACGACUGGAACAUCUCCGGUUUUCCAUAUUGAGGCUGACCUCAUUGAUAAGAAAAUUAAUUUCGUACCUUCCCUGUACGAAAUAACGGAGAUGAUCGGAGAUAUGACUAGUCAUCUUCUAGAACCUCUAAAGAGAAAUAUGCCAAGACUGAGAGACUUGUUCUCUUUUUCUGGAAACGACAUGAAAGAUCUCCAUGAAACUCUGACUCAAGACCAACAUUUUCAUAAGCUUCAAGAAAAACUAAACAACGAAGUAUCAUAUUGUACCCAACACAUUCAGCAGUAUCUGAAGUCUUGGGAAUCUUUCGCAGACAUAUGGGAAGUGAACAGAGAUAUGUUCAUAACGAGAUACGAAAAACUCAAUCCUACAGUAGCUUCAUUUGACGCUGACAUCGGACGAUACACUGAAGUUGCAAAUAAUGUGAAAAUGCAGGAAACAGUGACUACCGUACAUUUUCUCGAUAUCAAUUCCGAUCGUCUGAAGGCUGCUAUUAUAAAACACUGUUCGCUAUGGCAGCAAAAACUGACACGCCUCCUCCUCCACAUAACUCAGAUGACGCUCGAUGGAUUGUAUAAAUAUAUAGCAGAAAAUUCAGAGAAAGUGAAAACAGAGCCGAGGAAUCUCGCGGAGAUGCAAGCUAUGUUACGCCUUCUCGACAGACUGAAAACAGAAAUUCAUCCCAAGGAAGAAGAAUUCCCCAAGCUCCAGGAACAGUACCAGACACUAGUGAAAUAUGAAAUUCCCAUGACGCUGGAAUUCAAAAGAAGGAUGCACGGUGUGACAAGAUAUUGGGCACAAUAUCUCACGUUGCUUUCUACCUCCGAGGUUACAAUUGAAGAAAAUAAGGAGUUGUUCAAGAAUAAACUCUUGGAGGAAGCCGCAACAUUCACGGCAGAUGCAACUGGAUUACUAGCGAAAUUUCACGAUAAUGGACCAUUUGAUUCUGUUUGGAGAACUACAGAUGCUCUUGCUUGGUUGGAAGACUUUCGAUGCCAGGUUGAACAACUGAAGCAUACAGGGCAUGAGUUGAACGAGAACCUCAAGAUAUUUGGCGUCAUUUUGCCCGACUCACGGGAAAUUGCCAAAGUAGAAAUGGAUCUAUCAGCAAUUGAGAUAGCCUGGCAAUUGACAAAAGAAUGGGACGAUAUCUGGGUACAUUACGAGACGAGCAAUUUCUGGACCCUCGAAAUCGAGGAAAUAGAGACGGUCGCCAAUAAUCUAUUUCGCAAAUUCACGAAACUCUCGCGAGAAUUUAAGGAGAGAGGCUGGAAAAUUGCGGAGCAGUCUCGAUUGCGAGUCGAUAGAUUCCGCAGAACUCUUCCAUUAAUGAAUGAUCUGAAAAAUUCGGCGAUGCGCGAUCGUCAUUGGGCUAAAGUUAAAUCAAUAGUUAAUCACGAUUUUGAACAAGAUUCGGAGGAUUUCACGCUCCACGCUAUUUUGGAAAUGCAAAUGUAUGACUUUGCCGAACAGAUUAAUGACAUUUCGAAUGCUGCGUCUAUGGAAUUGAUGAUAGAAAUGGGUUUAAAGAACAUCUCUACCUCCUGGGAAUGCCGGACCCUCGAAAUGUCACCGUACAAAAAUCGAGGGAUUUUCACACUGCGAUCGGUAGACGAAGUAGUUCAGACCUUGGAGGAACAUCUAGUUCAGCUGUCCGCCAUGAAGUCAACAAGCUUUGUUGAGCCAUUCACAAUGGAAGUUGAUUACUGGGAAAAAUCUUUGUCAACUGUUGGCGAAGUAAUUGAGACUGUCCUCCUAGUGCAAAAACAGUUCACCUAUUUGGAUAGCAUUUUCAACUCAGAAGACAUAAGGAAACAGCUACCAAAGGAAACCGAUGACUUUGACAAAUCUACUGCAACAUGGAAAACCAUCACUUCUCGUAUGGCGCACGCGAGGGGAGUUCUCGAGGCUUGUCUCCAGCCUGAAAAUCUCCUCAAGAUAUUGAAAAAAUCGAGUCUCAAACUUGAGUCCAUUGAGCAUGCCUUGGAGAGAUACCUAGAAACAAAAAGACACGCAUUUCCGCGCUUCUACUUCAUCUCCAACGAGGAUUUGCUGGAAAUUCUGGCAAAUUCAAAAUACCCCGAUCUCAUUCAACCUCACAUAAAGAAGUUAUUCGACAACAUAAAGUAUUUGAAAUUAUCAAAGUCAGUAGCAGGCAGACACCUAGCAGAGGGAAUGCUGUCUGCUGAGAGUGAAUACGUAGAAUUCCUCGAGCCAGUAAUAUUGGAAGGACAGGUGGAGUGUUGGCUUUGUCAAGUGGAAACGAGAAUGCGAGACUGCCUCAGGCAUGUUCUGCGACACUGUCGUGUAGCGCUUCGAAAAAUCUUGGGUAAACGAGACAAGUGGGUGAAGGAGUGGCCGAGUCAGCCAGGAAUAACGUCCACUCAGAUACAGUGGACGAGUGACUGUACCAAAGCACUUCUACGUUCCAAACUUAUGGACUCGAAGAAACCGCUGAAAAAAUUGAAAGCCAAGCAAAAUCAAGCCCUAGUCUUAUACUCCGACGCCCUUCGCCGUAAUCUCGAUCGGCUGCAGCGUAUAAAGUACAAAGCAAUUGUGGUCAUCGAAAUUCAUGCACGUGACGUGAUCGAGAAGAUGUACAAGAACGGUUGUAAAGAUGUGUCAGCGUUUGAGUGGCUAUCUCAGUUACGAUUCUACUGGGAUAGGGAUAUUGAUGACUGUGUGGUCAGGCAAACCAACACUCACUUCAGAUACGGCUACGAAUACCUUGGCAAUACUGAGCGUUUAGUUAUCACCCCGCUGACUGAUCGGUGCUACAUCACAUUAACAACGGCCCUCCAUCUCUAUCGCGGUGGCAGUCCGAAAGGACCAGCUGGUACUGGAAAAACAGAAACUGUGAAGGAUCUUGGUAAAGCGCUGGGCUUCAAUGUGAUUGUUCAAAAUUGCUCAGAGGGCCUUGACUACAAAAGCAUGGGGAGACUAUUCUCUGGUUUAGCGCAGACCGGCGCUUGGGGCUGCUUCGACGAGUUCAACAGAAUCAAUGUUGAGGUGUUAUCAGUUGUUGCACAACAGAUCCUCUCGAUUUUAUCCGCCCUUUCGCAAAAGUUAUCCGAAUUUGUCUUCGAAGGCUUCAAUAUUGGCCUGAAGCCUACCUGUGGUAUAUUCAUCACAAUGAAUCCAGGGUAUGCAGGUCGAACUGAACUCCCGGAUAACUUAAAGUCAAUGUUUCGACCGAUAUCCAUGAUGCGACCGGACAGCAGUAUGAUCGCGGAAAUCAAUUUGUUCGGUGAGGGGUUCCGAAAUACUAGAGUACUGGCCAAAAAGAUAUUCGCGCUAUACACAUUGGCACAGCAGCAACUCAGUCAACAGCACCACUAUGAUUUUGGUCUCCGUGGAAUAGUAACACUGACACGUUACGCAGGUAAAAAGAGACGCCAGCACGCCAAUUUACUGGACGAAGAGGUUAUCAUUCUCGCCAUGAAAGAUAUGAACGCAGCCAAGCUGACGGCAGAUGACGUUCCCUUAUUUACGGGCAUCACGUCGGACCUUUUUCCUACUACAACAGUGCCGACAAUAGACUACAGCAAUAUGCUGGAAUAUAUCACUAAAGAAGCGAUCGCGUCCAACUUGCAGCCCAUUCCAAACCUACUGACGAAGGUGAUUGAGUUGUAUGAAACACAAAACUCGAGACAUUCGACAAUGAUUGUUGGGGAAUCAAAUACCGGGAAAUCGGUAACAUGGAAAACUUUGCGGAACACCAUGACAGCGAUGAAGAAAGAUGGGAGGGCUGGCUUCAAAGCGGUUGACGUAUAUCCGAUCAACCCCAAAGCACUGAAUCUGGGGGAAUUGUACGGUGAAUAUAAUCUCAAAACUGGUGAAUGGUUCGACGGAGUCAUAUCCGCUAUUAUGCGAAAAACUUGUUCUGAUGAAAGCCCGGAUGAAAAGUGGAUACUCUUUGACGGUCCAAUUGACGCUGUUUGGAUCGAAAACAUGAAUAGUGUAAUGGAUGACAAUAAAAUCCUGACACUAAUCAACAACGAACGCAUUACGAUGCCCCAGCAAGUUUCACUGCUAUUCGAGGUCCAGAAUUUGGCAGUGGCUUCACCUGCUACUGUUUCUCGAGCAGGAAUGGUUUACAAUGACUACAAGGAUUUGGGAUGGCAACCGCUCGUCAAUUCGUGGCUACAAACUUAUAAAAAUGCACCGGAGUUUGUUGAGGAAAUGGAAAAAUUAUUUCACCACUUCGUGGAUGAAAUUCUCGUUUUUAAACGAACUAAAUGCUCUGAAACUAUUGCUGUUCCCGAGCUCAAUUCGGUUGAAAGUCUCUGCAAGCUUCUGAAAAUCCUGGCAACUCCCGAAAAUGGGGUAGAACUCACAUCGAACAGGGAUGAGUUUAACCUCAUGUGCAAAAUAUGGUUUCUCUUUUGCGCGAUCUGGUCACUCUGUGGAUCCGUUGACGAAGUGGGAAGACAGAGAAUAGAUAACUACAUAAGGGAAAUGGAGGGAGCUUUUCCCCUCAAGGAUACUGUAUACGAGUAUUAUGUCGACGUCAGACAACGCGGUUUCGUCUCAUGGGAAGAAAAAUUGCCUCUCGCCUGGCGCUAUCAAUCCGAAAUGCCUUUUUUCAAGAUUACUGUUCCAACAGUGGAUACUGUCAGAUAUGAAUAUCUAGUGAAAAAUCUAUUGGAAAAAGAUUACCCGGUUCUGCUCAUUGGCCCUGUCGGGGCGGGAAAAACAUCGAUAGCACAAUCGGUGCUGGAGUCAUUCGAUAGAACUAAAUACUGCUGUCUUACCGUCAAUAUGUCCAGCCAAACGUCUUCAAAUCACGUGCAAGAAGCCAUCGAGAGCCGAUUGGAGAAACGCACGAGGCAAACUUAUAUUCCGACAGCUGGAAAAACUAUGAUAGCGUUCAUGGAUGAUUUCAACAUGCCAAUGAAGGAUACGUAUGGCUCGCAAGCUCCGUUAGAACUCAUUCGGCAAUUCAUCGAUUAUCAAUUUUGGUACGAUCGUCAAAAACAAACUCGAAAGUACAUCCACAAGACACAAUUGAUGGCCGCAAUGGGUCCCCCGGGUGGUGGACGUAACACAAUUACUGACCGCCUUCUCACGAAAUUCAACAUCAUCAACGUCACAUUCCCCAUUGAAAAGCAGAUUCUGAGGAUUUACGGAACCCUGCUGAAUCAACAACUGUUUGACUUUCAUCCUGAGGUGAAAGGAAUCGCAAAUGAGAUCACACUAUCAACUCUGGAAAUAUACAAGAACGUCGUCCGAACGAUGUUACCCACCCCAAUGAAAAUUCACUACUUAUUCAAUCUUCGGGAUAUCUCCAAAGUGUUUCAAGGACUUCUGCGAAGCCACAAAGAUUACCAGUAUUCUCGCCCGACAUUUCUUCGUCUAUGGGUGCACGAGAUUUUCCGUGUCUUCAGUGACCGAUUUAUCGAUGAACGGGACCGCGACUGGUUCAUCGCACAAAUGAAUGAACAAUUGGGAAAGUACUUUGAGCUCACCUUUCACAAUCUCUGCCCAGAAAAACGCUGUCCCAUAUUCGGUGACUUCAUGAACCCCUGGAAUGUAUACGAAGAUCUUUCUGACACUGCCGCUCUGCGUCGUUUCAUUGGAAUGCAAAUGGACGAAUAUAAUACGUUAACUGGUGUUGUGAGGCUGGAUCUGAUUCUUUUCAUCGAUGCGAUUGAGCACAUUUGUCGUAUUAUUCGAGUGAUUUCACAGCCAAACGGAAACAUGCUGCUGGUGGGAAUCGGCGGCAGCGGAAGGCAGUCAUUGUCCCGCCUUGCUAGCAACAUUUGUGAGUUAAGUCCAUUUAAUAUCGAGGUGACCAGGCGCUACGGUGUUCCCGAGUUUCGAGAGGACUUGAAGCGUCUCUACUCCCUAGUUGGUGUCGAUAAUACACCCACAUGUUUCCUCUUCAAUGAUACUCAAGUAACAGUGGAACACUUUCUCGAAAUAAUCAACAACAUGCUUGGCACAGGGGAAGUUGCUAACUUAUACAAAUCCGACGAAAUGGAAGAUAUUAGAAACCGCUUGACGAAAGAGGCGAAUAAAGCUGGAGUUUCACCAACCCUAGAAUCUAUUUACCUCUUCCUGAUUAAUCGUGUACGAGUUAAUCUUCGCAUGAUACUCUGCAUGAGUCCUGUUGGCGAUAAUUUCCGUAACCGCUUGCGGCAGUAUCCCUCUCUCAUAAAUUGCAUGACGAUAGAUUGGUUCCUUCCUUGGCCGAAGGACGCUCUGUUAGAGAUAGGCAACAAGUUUCUUAUGAAUCUUAGUUUGAUUAGCACCAUCGCUGGAGAAGACAAAGUGGAGCCAAGAAGGUCGGAAACUGCAAUUCCCAUUCUACCUCUUCAAGAACGAAUGCGGUAUGCCAUCUCCUCGACGUUCGCACUCAUUCAUGACUCAGUCGUUCAAUAUUCCGUAAAAAUGUUGACUGAGAUGAAACGGCAUAACUACGUGACACCUUCGAAUUUUCUGGAGCUCGUUGUUAGAUACAAAAAGAUGUUAAUGUCUAAAAGACAAAGACUUGCUGAACAAUCAGACAAACUUGGUGGAGGUCUCUUCAAGAUUGACGAUACAAGGGAGAAGGUGAACGAGAUGGCAAAGGAGUUGGAAGUGAUGCAGGAGCAAGUUCUCAAGUCAACAAAAGACUGUGAAGAAUUUCUCGUGACAAUAGUUAAUCAAAAACGAGAUGCCGACGAGGCGCAGAAGAGCAUCACAACCAGAUCUGUGAAAAUAACUGAGGAAUCCAAGGAGUGUAGGAAACUUGAGGAAAUAGCGCGGGCCGAUCUUGCCGCUGUUGAGCCAGCACUCGAAGAGGCCAUGAAAGCACUCGAUACACUCAAUAAAAAGGAUCUAGCUGAAAUCAAAUCGUUUGCGCGGCCACCACCGAAAGUGGAAAUUGUCUUGGAGGCUGUCAUGAUACUGAAAAAUUCGGAACCAACGUGGAGUGAAUCGAAGAGACAGCUGGGUGAUGUUAACUUCUUGACAAGUCUUCGAAACUUCGACAAAGAUCACAUAUCGGAUAAAACCUUGAAAACAAUUGGGAAAUAUACGUCCAAUCCAGAGUUUGACCCGGAAAAAGUCGGUCAGGUGUCGAUUGCAGCGAAAUCUCUGGCCAUGUGGGUAAUCGCUAUGGAGAAUUAUGGCAAACUCUACAGAAUUAUAGCACCAAAGAGAGAAAAACUCGCAUCAGCCCUGGAAUCUCUGCAUGAAAAGGAGAGGAUCCUAGCUGAUGCUAUAUCCCAAUUGGAGAAGUUGCAGAGUGAAUUGAAGAGACUCCAGAAAAAUUACGACGAAAAAAUGAAGGAGAAGAAGGACCUAAUUAGACUGGCUGAGGAUCUUGAAUUGAAAUUGAAACGCGCUGCAAUGUUGGUUGAUGGCUUAUCCGGGGAACGCCUCCGUUGGCAGAAGACCCUUGAAAUUCUCGCUGAGCAUUAUGAACGUUUACCUGGUGAUUGUCUUAUAUCGAGUGGUUGUGUGUCCUAUUUGGGUCCUUUCGUAUCAAUUUAUCGGGACCAAUUGCUUAAGCUUUGGGUAGACGAGGUCAUGACAAUGGAAAUCCCGCUGUCAGUCAACUUAGACAUCACCGAAUUCAUGAGUGACUCGACCACAAUUAGAGAGUGGAAUAUUCAGGGUUUGCCUUCUGAUAAUUUCAGCACGGAAAACGGAAUUAUUAUUACACAUGCCAUACGAUGGCCUCUUGUCAUUGAUCCUCAGUGCCAGGCUGUUAAGUGGAUCAAAAAUAUGGAAUCUGAAAAUGGUCUCGAAGUUAUAGAUUUCGGCUCUCCCGAUUUUGUGAGAACCCUCGAGCGAUCACUGCAAUCGGGCAAGCCAGUGCUUUUAGAAAAUGUGGGUGAAACCCUCGAUCCAGUGUUGAAUCCAAUUCUCCACAGAACAUUAGUGAAAUUAGGCGACGGUUUCGUCAUGAAAUUCAACGACAAGAUGAUCAGUUACAACGAUAAAUUCCGAUUUUUCAUCACGACGAAACUACCCAACCCGCACUAUUCUCCAGAGAUAUCCACAAAGACUACAUUAUGUAACUUCGCCAUUAAGGAGCAAGGUUUGGAAGCCCAACUCCUUGGCAUCGUAGUUCGAAGGGAGAAACCACAGUUGGAAGAGCAAAAGGAUAACUUGGUCCUUACGAUCGCAAAAGGCAGGAGGACACUCCGAGAGCUGGAGGACAAGAUUCUCCAAUUACUCACUGUGGCAUCGGGCCCUCUGCUUGAGGACCUAGACCUGCUCAACACUCUGCAGUCGGCAAAAGUCACUUCCGUUUCUGUCGAAGAGUCGCUGAUUACUUCUGAGAAAACGGAGCAGGAAAUUGACAAAGCGAGAGGAGAAUAUAGAACUUGUUCGCAACGCGCUGCCACUCUAUUUUUCGUCUUGAACGAUAUGAGUCACGUCGAUCCAAUGUACCAAUUUUCUUUGGACUCGUACAUCGUACUUUUUAAAAUAUCCAUUGACAAGAGUCCGAGGAGGGCCCAACUCAACGAGAGAAUCGAUAUAUUGAACGACUACCACACAUACGCAGUCUACAAAAAUACAUGCCAAGGAUUAUUCGAAAAAGACAAACUUCUCUUCUCCUUCAACAUGUGUUCGAAAAUCCUGGAAGCCCGAGGGGAGAUGAUCCCCCAAGAAUACGAUUUUCUUCUGAAAGGUGGAAUAGCGCUAGAGCGUGAAAAUCAGCCGGACAAACCUGUCGACUGGCUGACACGCGAAACCUGGGACAAUCUCACAGAACUUGAUAAACUUUCCGGCUUUCAUGGAGUUGCCGGGUCUUUCGAGCAGUUCCCAAGGGAUUGGCACAAUUGGUACAUAAAUACUGAGCCAGAAACGAAAUCGUUGCCAGGAGAAUGGGAGGAAAAUCUCAAUGAAUUCCAAAAGAUGCUUAUCAUACGUAGCUGUAGAUUCGAUCGCAUGACGUUCUGUAUCACCUCAUUUAUUAUUCACAAUCUUGGUCAACGAUUUGUUGAACCACCUGUGCUGGAUAUAAAAGCAGCAUUCAAGGAUUCAAUUGCCCAGACACCGCUCAUAUUUGUUCUUUCAUCGGGAGUAGACCCUUCCAGUGCUCUAUCACAAUUGGCUGAGGGUCAGGGUAUGAGUCAUAAGUUUAUGACACUGUCGCUGGGGCAGGGGCAAUCACCAAUCGCGAGGGGAUUGAUUCAGAAAGGGGCUCAGGAAGGCGCCUGGGUAUUUCUCGCAAAUUGCCAUCUCUCUCUCAGUUGGAUGCCCGAAUUGGAUAAAAUUAUUGAGAGACUUGCCAGUAAUAAGACUCUACAUCCAGAUUUCAGACUGUGGUUGAGUUCGAGCCCAUCACCGCAAUUUCCCAUAUCGAUUCUUCAGGCAAGCGUGAAAAUGACUACGGAACCGCCAAAGGGACUGAAAGCUAACAUGAAACGCCUCUACGGAUUAAUCACAGAGGACCAAUUUACCGUCUGCAAGGCAACGAGAAAAUACAAGAAACUUCUUUUUGCCCUCGUCUUCUUUCACUCAAUAUUACUCGAACGCAGAAAGUUUCAGCAACUAGGCUGGAACAUUAUUUACAGUUUCAACGAUUCCGACUUUGAAGUCUCCGAAAAUUUACUUGAAAUUUACCUCGACGAGUAUCCAGAGACACCAUGGGAAUCAUUGAAAUAUCUAAUAGCUGGAGUCUGCUACGGCGGUCACGUCACAGACGACUGGGACCGUCGCCUCCUCAUGACCUACGUCCAAGAGUAUUUCACAGAGGAAGUCCUCUCCCAAUCCAACUACCGGCUCUCCUCUCUUCCCACCUACUACAUACCCAGAGACGGAUCUCUCCAGUCAUACCGGGACUUCAUAACAAUCCUCCCAAAUGCGGACAAACCCGAAGCAUUUGGCCAGCACAUCAAUGCUGACAUCAGCUCCUCAAUCAUCGAGACUCAAGCGGUAUUCAACACUCUCAUGAGUCUGCAGAUGCAGAUGGUCUCCACCGAAAAGAGCAGCAAGGAAGAUACAGUCGUGCAAAUGGUCGUCGACAUGAAGACCAAAUUGCCCCAGGAGAUAAAUUACGAAACAACAGAGAGGCUCAUGGGACCGAGAAAAACGCCCCUGGAUGUCGUUCUCCUUCAAGAAAUUACUCGCUAUAAUAACCUACUCGUGAGAACAAGGUGUAGCUUGAACGAUCUUGAGUGCGGCAUCAAAGGGCUUGUUUUGAUGUCUGAAGAUCUCGAGGAGAUAUUCACUUAUGUUCACGAUGGCCGCGUGCCUCCUGCCUGGUUAACCACCUAUCCAUCGUUGAAACCACUCGGCUCGUGGACGCGUGAUCUUGUCAGCCGAAUCGAACACUUUGCCAAGUGGGCGGAAACCACUCAUCCGCCUCUACUGUUUUGGCUUGCCGCCUACACCUUUCCAACUGGUUUUCUAACCGCUGUACUGCAAACAUCAGCGAGACUGUGGAACAUAUCUAUUGAUUCGUUUUCUUGGAGUUUUGCUGUUUUAGAUGAAAAUGCUAUUGUCGAUACUCCAGCGGACGGUGUCUUUAUUCGAUCCAUCUUUCUCGAGGGUGCAGGAUGGGAUAGAAAACGAGGCACACUCGCAGAACCAGCUCCCAUGCAAUUAAUCUACGAAAUGCCAGUUAUUCAUUUUUGCCCAACUGAGCAACUAAAGAAGAAAUCAAAAGGUCUGUACAACUGUCCUUGUUAUUAUUAUCCAAUGAGAGGAGGAACCAACAACCGUUCGGCAUUCGUUGUUACUGUCGAUCUCGAAAGUGGAUACCAGAGUUCGGAUUUUUGGGUCAAACGCGGAACUGCCCUUCUGCUGAGCCUUGCUACUUGA